AGUGUUGCAUCAAUGUUGCAUAUUCUUUUAUUUUAAUUUUUAGUGUAAACUCUUUGAUAUUUUAAUAGCUAAUAAAUAAUAUAUUAAUUAUUGAUCUCUUCACAUUUUUUUAAUGCGUAAAAUGUCGACAAAUAAAUUAAUAGUCGUUAAAUAUAUUGAAUUCGUAAAAGUAUCUAUGUGUUGAAUAUAUACGCCUAUUACUAAGAAUAUGUACUAAUACUUAGUCAGCUGAUAACUAAAGAGAAACCUAACCUUUUUAAAGGAUUUAUAUUAAUUUAGUGAGAAAAAAUGUUUGGUAACAAAGUUCUGCCUAAUAUGGUGCAAAAUGCACGAAUAAUAAUUGAAAUGAAAGAAUUAAAUACAAUAAAUAGUCUUUUCAUAGGUUGCACGCGUUUGUUUUCUGAGAAAAAGACAAAUGGAAAAGUGGAAAGUGAAAGAAUUAAAGAAUUUAGGAAAAAAUUGCGUGAACGUACAUCGAUAGAAAAGUUGCCGGAGUUUGAAGAAGGAAAGCAUCCUUACCAGGAAAAAGAACCUUUGAAACCAUUUCCAGAUAAUACAAAUCCAAAAACAGGUGAAAUUGGUGGACCACGUGGACCAGAACCAACUCGUUAUGGGGAUUGGGAAAGAAAAGGACGUGUAACAGAUUUUUAGAUAUUAAUUUAGUACCAAUAUUAUUAUAAUUAUUUGAGGAGAAAUAUAUUAAUUAUGUAUCAUUAGCAACCUUUACAUUAUAAUGUUAUCAUGUAAAUUACAAAUAUAAAUUAUGCAUAGAAAGAUA
Polistes canadensis is the source of this 778-nucleotide messenger RNA. RefSeq names its product succinate dehydrogenase assembly factor 4, mitochondrial-like. Bases 289 to 651 code for a protein of 120 amino acids. NCBI's taxonomy places the organism in Eukaryota, Metazoa, Arthropoda, Insecta, Hymenoptera, Vespidae. Gene Ontology annotation, cellular component: mitochondrion. Gene Ontology annotation, biological process: mitochondrial respiratory chain complex II assembly. The transcript has 3 exons. The record is from RefSeq and is a predicted model, not a curated record.